AUGUCCUCCGCUAUGUAUGAUCCGGAUGAUGCCUUUAAUCGGUCCCCGCCUUUGGAGGCAAUGAAACCGAACUAUGGAGACAAACCGUCACCACCGCCAUUCGUCCGUCCUUCUGAAACGGAGGCCGAAGCGGGCUCAUCCCGUAAGCCCAACCAGCCCGGACCUCUGAUUUCGACUCAUGAGGGCGACCGCGUGCUGAUGGGGUAUCUAGCUCCGAAUCAGCCUGAGAUUGCUGCAGCGGCAAAGACUUCCCCAUUGGAACCAUUGCCUGGGAAUCCCAAAAAUCAUAGACAGCGGCCUCCUGAUUUCGACCCCAGAUACUUAAAGAAAUUAGCUCCAAUCUCGAAGGACGAGCCUCCACCAAAGGAGGAGGCGGUCUCAGCCUCAAAGAUUGAAGAAAAGCCCUCCGAAUUGACAUCGACCCUGGCGCCAGUUCAGCCUGUGCAGCCAGGGGUUGAGGUCAAAAAUGAGGUCGUCCAAAGAGGACGGCUCCAGUCAUUCAGUGGUCCAAGUCGUCGACCUUCACAAGGGUUGCCCCAACUCGAAACUUCCCCGGAACUCAAAUCUCGCAUUUCUCUCCCAUCACUACAACUGCUUCAACCAUCAUCUGCAUCGUGCGUCACAAAAUCCCCGGAAAGCAGCGGUAACAACCAAACACUGCCGUCUAUUCGAAAGGCUCUGGGCGCACUGUCAGACUUUGGCCCCCCACCGGUCAACACCUACUCAUCUCCCGUCACGUUCUCCUCAUGUCCUGGAUCAACAACCUCAGGGAAUGAUUCUCCCUUCGACCGCCCUUUCUCGGGCAAAUUUUCCGUUUCCGCCACUCCCUUCUCUCACUUUUCGCCAGUGAGUAUGAAGGAUUCCUCUACCAACCCUUCUCCAGCCUCGCACUCGUCCUUCUGGCAUGGACCACCGCAUCCGGAUAUGUUGUCCAUUCAAACCCCAUACGAGUCUUCCCCCGCGACUGCCAAAAGCCCAGCGACCAGUUAUCCUACGCCCACGGAACAAGUCGGCGCUGGUAUAGGCGAUCGACAUUCGCUCGCUGCGUCCACACCCCAGGCCAAUGGAGGCCCCGUGGGCAGUUACAAGUGCGAUCAUCCCGGAUGCACUGCUCCACCUUUUCAAACCCAGUAUCUCCUCAAUAGCUCUCAUGCCAAUGUGCACUCACAAGAUCGCCCACACUUCUGCCCGGUAGAGGGCUGUCCACGCGCAGCCGGCGGGAAAGGCUUCAAGCGCAAAAAUGAAAUGAUGCGCCAUGGCCUCGUUCACAACUCCCCAGGCUACGUCUGUCCCUUCUGUCCGGACCAGCAACACAAAUACCCGCGGCCCGACAAUCUUCAACGGCAUGUCCGUGUACAUCACCCCGAAAAGAACAAAGACGAUCCCAUUCUCCGACAGGUGCUGGCCCAAAGGCCGAUGGGUAGCUCUCGCGGCAGAAAACGAAGAAUGAAUAAUACAUGA
Molecule: messenger RNA, 1461 nt
Organism: Penicillium bovifimosum
Lineage: Eukaryota; Fungi; Ascomycota; Eurotiomycetes; Eurotiales; Aspergillaceae
Exons: 3
Coding region: 1-1461 (486 amino acids)
Biological process (GO): regulation of transcription by RNA polymerase II
Cellular component (GO): nucleus
Source: RefSeq, a predicted model, not a curated record